This is a messenger RNA of Xylaria bambusicola, 3314 nucleotides long. RefSeq lists its product as uncharacterized. NCBI's taxonomy places the organism in Eukaryota, Fungi, Ascomycota, Sordariomycetes, Xylariales, Xylariaceae. The record is from RefSeq and is a predicted model, not a curated record. The transcript has a single exon. The coding region runs from base 121 to 2955 and encodes 944 amino acids. Gene Ontology annotation, biological process: mitochondrial tRNA 3'-end processing. Gene Ontology annotation, molecular function: 3'-tRNA processing endoribonuclease activity. Gene Ontology annotation, cellular component: mitochondrion.
CAAAAAAAAUCCUAGGCAGUGUCGUCGCAUCGCAUCACAUCGCCAGGAUAGAACAACGCGAAAAGUAAUAACGACAAGUCUUCGGGAUUUCUGUUACUCAGGAAGCUCGACGAAGGGGAGAUGAAACAUGAGGUGGUCAAGAAAAUAAUUGUGCCUUCUUCGCAAAACUCUUGGAAGCCUGUGGGCCGAUCAAGGUUGCCUUCAAUACACCCUCUGAUACCUCGGGGCCAUUCCCAAAAGCCAAAACCGCCGGCGAGAGCAAAACGAUUUGACGAAAAGCCUGCUACCACCUUGGUUCGAAGGACACCAAGCGCUGAUCGGAAGCGAAACACCGCUUUUACUCCCCUCCAUCCCCCCCAGUCCAAGUGUCGUCUGGCGCGACCCGCCCCCUUUCCUCUGUCAAUUGGCACUCACGGGAACUUAACAUCUGCUUUCUCCCUCAGGAUGUUGAACUACGUCCAGGUUGUGACGACGCCUACUGCCGAUACCCCUGGCACCACCUUACUGCUUCAUUUCGAUAAUCAACGUUAUCUCUUUGGCCACGCCGCCGAGGGCACCCAGCGCGCCUUCGUCCAACGUAAAGUCUCCCUCAUGAAGCUUGAUAACAUCUUCCUGUCCGGUCCAGUCAAAUGGCAUAGUGCUGGUGGACUGCUGGGUCUGAUUCUCACUAUUGCCGAUGUUGUCGCCGCGUCUAAGGAGCAGGCCGAGCUCAACAAUGCCACAAAGCAGAAAAAGAUGCCUCCCCCCCCCGCUAUUCCGCCACGCUUGAAGAUCCAUGCUGGCGAGAAUCUCUCGCAUCUUCUCGCUACGUCACGCCGCUUCGUCUUCCGCAGGGGGCUUCCCCUAGAACCCCACGAAAUCCGCUCUGAUCCUCGCCGCAUCCAAGAAGCCGCAACCUCUUCUGAGCCGGACUGGAAAGACGGAAAUAUCAAUGUUUGGUAUAUGCCUAUCGAGUCAGAUAAGAAAGGCUCGCCCAUAUCUAGCCCACGUAAACGAAGCCAUGACGAAUUCAACGAGCGUGAUACAACGGCGGCUUCUACACUGCGAAAUGGUAGCGACAAUAAGGUCGCUAGAGCGAUAGUUGAGCAGAUGUUCAAUUCAAAUUGGACACCUGACGCACUUACUGAGACGACAUUGCACCAGGCUAUACUACCAGCCAAGCUCUUUGUGCGUAACGAAAGAGGACAUCUGCAGGCCUAUACGGGCCCCCUGCCUGACAGCGGUGUAGACGUCCCUGAUAUACCCGUUCUGGUCCGCCAGCCAUGGCCCGGUGCCACUGUCUCAGGGUUACCUCGGACAGAACCCUCCAGCCAGUCCAUGUGCUAUAUUGUAAAAGGGCAUGAUAGGCGAGGCAAGUUCAAACCUGAAGAAGCGGAACGAUUAGGUGUUGACAAAAGGGACUACCGGCGCCUCACAAACCGAGAGAGCGUUAAGGGGAAGGAUGGAAAUCUGGUGACUCCUGAAAUGGUGCUUGGCGAUACCGUUACUGGCAGUGGCUUUGCUGUUGUCGAUAUACCAGAUAUCUCUUAUAUUGAUGCUCUGGUUGACCGCCCAGAAUGGACCGAUAACCAAAUAAUGAAAGGCAUAUGCGUCAUCUUCUGGAUUCUAGGACGUGAUGUUGUUGGUGACACACGGUUGCAGGCUUUCAUGGAGAAAAUGUCCUCAAUCAGGCACAUAGUGACCUCUGCUGAUACAUGCCCCAACAUGAUCGCCCUGGAAUCUGCUGCUACCCAAGCAUACAAGUUGCGUUGUGUCGAUUCUGACCGUUUUCCCUUGCCCUCUCACAACAACGAGUUGUCGCUGGCGGGGACCGUUCCCACCCAUACAUUAUCUAACGAAACUGGCCGUGUUGGCAAAACUAUACAGUUCGCCCCACACUAUGAACACCAAGAUGAUAAGGUAUUGCCAUUCCCGGAUAUUGAUAAGCUCGCUCGACCGUCUUUAGACGAGGAUGUCUUGAAGAUGGCUGCUCAAGCCAAGAGCAAGAUAUCUAACGCGGAAUUUAUAACGAAAGUUGAGAAGGCGGAAUCAGACAUUCCCAAUAGAGAUGCCGAAAUCAUCUCACUUGGUACUGGCUCUGCGCUGCCUUCGAAAUAUCGCAACGUGUCUGCUACGUUAGUCCGUGUGCCGGGUUACGGCAACUACCUUUUCGACGCGGGCGAGAAUACCCUGGGGCAACUAGGUCGUGUCUUUGGCGAUGAACUACCCUCUGUGCUUAGAGAGCUCAAAGUCAUAUGGAUCAGCCAUCUCCACGCGGAUCAUCAUUUGGGUACUACUUCUGUCAUCAAAGCUUGGCAUGAAGAAACAUUAAAGUCCGAUCCAUCCAAAAAGCUUGCAGUCGCCUCUCACUUCCACAUGAUAGAUUGGCUACGUGAGUACGCCGACGUUGAAAAUUUCGGGUUUGACCGCCUAGUUAAUAUUGGAUUCAUGCGCACCAUCUCUGGUUCGCGUAUCCCCGAACCACAUGUGUUCGGUAACGAGGAAGUGGAGCAAUUCGGCCUGGAGAAGAUCCAGUCUUGCUUGGUCUCCCAUUGUUAUGGGGCACUCGCAACAGCUUUUACCUUUCCUUCGGGGUUGAAAAUUGCAUACUCAGGCGACUGCAGGCCAAGCGAUGCCUUUGUACAGAUUGGCAAAGGGGCAACGCUCCUGAUACACGAGAGCACGUUUGAUGACGAAUUAAAAGGCGACGCAAUCGCCAAGAAGCACUCAACCAUGUCAGAAGCCAUCGGCGUCGGUCGGAAAAUGGGCGCUAGGAGGAUCCUCCUGACGCACUUCUCUCAGAGAUAUCAAAAAAUCCCCAUCAUGGAAGAGGAUUUUGAAAUACGCCCUGAUAGUAAAGCAGAUGAGGUAAUCCUUCUCGGGUUUGACUACAUGCGCGUCAAGCUCGGGGAGUUUAGGAUGGCACAAGCAUUCCUGCCUGCGAUUCAGAAGUUGUUCGAAGACUCUACUGAAUAGAUAUCAGUAACAUUUUUAUGACGAUCGCGAAUGAAUAGAUCGAUACCCUCGCCUCUCGCCUCCUAUACAAGAAUUACAGCUGUUGGGUUUCGUUGGAUAACGUUUCCCGACCUGGCUGAUCCAUCGAAUGCAUCAUGUAUAUAAGCCACAGGCGAAUUUGUUAAUUAUGAACGCUAUAAAUGUAGAUAUCUAAUACUGGACAUCCUAGAUACGAUGUACCAUAGAGAGGCAAACUAGAGGGCAUUAUAGCUUCAAGCGGCUAUGUAGCUGCUAAGGUCUCGUCAUUCAAACAAAGUAGAAGAAGAUACAUUGUAUAACAAGAACAAUUGCAUCAGUCCUAGUCUUCUCAGACAUUUCAA